AUGAGUCGUUUUCUAACAGUUGACAAUUUAUCAUCAUAUAUGUGUCAGUUAAAAUCUAUUAUAUCAUCCUUGUUAUGUAAUCAUACGAGUAUGAAAUGUAUUGAAUCUUCAUCAUCAUCAUCAUUUGAAUUUUUUUCAUGUCCAAUACAAUUAAUUGGAGAACUUCAUAUAAAUCAUCCAUAUCAUUCAUUAAUUAUUGAAACAUUAGAAACAUUUCAUAAUAAAUAUAAUGGAUGUUCAUGUAAAACAUUAUUAUUUUUUCUUAUUACAUUUUAUAAUCAUUUUCAAAUAUUAAUCAAUAAAAAUAAUCAAUUAUUUCAAAUGAAAAUUAUUAAUUAUUUAGAAGAAUUUAUUGAACAAUCAAUAUUAAUAGCUAAAAAUAAUUUUAUUGAAAAUUUAUUUUUAAAUUCAAAUAUAUUUCUUCGUAUAUGUCGUUUUCAAUAUAUUUAUUCUGAUAUUCUCUAUCAAGCUUAUUUAUAUUUUAUUUCAUUAAAACAACAAAAUUCACAUGAAGAAUUAAUUAAACAAUUUAAUAAUCUUAAUCAUAUAACACGUGUUAAAUAUUCUGAAGAAAAAUGUUUAUUUAUUCCAGGUACAAUAAUUUCAAUAGAUAAAUCUAUACAAGGAUAUAAACGUACAAUAUUAAUUGAUGGAUAUAUUUUAGAAGAUUAUAUUCAUAUUGGUUAUAAUAAUAAAUUAAAAUUAAAACAAAUAUCAAAUAAAUCUUCAUGGAUAUAUAUAAUAUUAUCAAUAUUAAAUCAAUAUUCUAUUGAUAUUAUUUUAUGUACAGGUAAAAUUGAUGAAAAAUUAAAAGAAUUAAAUAAUAAUAAUAAUAAAAGAAUUUUUAUUGAAAAUAUUUCAAUAAAAAUUUUUCAAUUAUUUGAACAAAAUUUUAUAAUAAAUUAUAUAACUGAUAUUAAUGAAGAAAAUAUUUUAUUAUUAAAUUAUAUUGAAUAUUAUAAUGAUCCAUCAAUAAUAUAUAUUGAAAAAGGUUCAACAAUAAUUCAAUAUGUACCAUUUGAAAAUUUAAUUAAUAUUAAACAUGAACAAUUUGUUCAUUGUUUAUCAAGAUUUCGUUUAAUACUUAAAAAAAAUUUUUAUUUAAAUGGUUCAGGUGAAUUUGAAAAUAAUUUAUAUAAAUAUUUUUAUAAUAAAAAAGAAAAUUUAUCUAUUGAAUAUAAUCUUGCAUAUGAAUAUUUUCUUGAAUAUUUACAAUUAUUUGUUAAUGAAUUAUUAAAUCAUAAAGAAUCUUUUAUAAAAAAUCUUAUUGAUGAUUUUGAUUCAAAAUUUUAUGCUUGGAAAACAAGUAUUGAAUUAUUAAAAAUAUUAAUGCAGAUAGAUAAUGUUGUACAAAUUAUUGAUAAUGAUAAUUUAAGUGAUAUCUAA
Rotaria sp. Silwood1 is the source of this 1386-nucleotide messenger RNA. The record is from the annotation of a GenBank genome assembly. NCBI's taxonomy places the organism in Eukaryota, Metazoa, Rotifera, Eurotatoria, Philodinida, Philodinidae.